Molecule: messenger RNA, 1176 nt
Organism: Lathyrus sativus (Indian pea)
Lineage: Eukaryota; Viridiplantae; Streptophyta; Magnoliopsida; Fabales; Fabaceae
Source: the annotation of a GenBank genome assembly
AUGGCUGAGAUUCAUGCCAGAACUGAACCUCUUAUUGAUCAAGAUGCUGCUGGCGGUUCUUGGAAACUCAAUAUCAAGGAGUUUCAUCUACCAACCCAGAAUGUUGCUGAUCAUCAGAACAAAAGCUCUUUCGGUUUCAAUAGCCUCCUUCGUAAGCCUAGGAAGCAACGCAAGGUGGCGGAGUAUUACAAGAACCAAGAGAGACUCCUUGAAGGGUUUAACGAAAUGGAGGCUAUGCAUGAAACCGGUUUUUACCCCGGAGGUCUCACCGAGGAUGAAAUGAAGCAGCUUGCAAAGAGUGAGAGGAUGGCGGUUCAUGUGUCAAAUGUGUGUAACUUGGUGCUGUUUGCGGCGAAGGUUUUUGCGUCGAUCGAGAGUAGAUCAUUGGCAGUCAUUGCAUCAACACUAGAUUCUCUUUUGGAUCUCCUGUCAGGUUUCAUACUGUGGUUUACUUCCAAUGCUAUGAGAAAGCCAAACCGGUUUCACUAUCCGAUUGGAAAGAAACGCAUGCAACCAGUGGGUAUCAUUGUUUUUGCAUCAGUAAUGGCAACUUUGGGCUUGCAGAUUUUGAUCGAGUCUGGUCGACAAAUUUUUAUAAAGGCAAAGCCUGAAGUUGACCCAACUAAGGUAAAUUGGAUGAUUGGAAUUAUGGUUGCCGUGACUGUGGUGAAGUUCGUUCUUAUGAUCUAUUGUCGAAGAUUCAAAAACGAAAUUGUCAGAGCUUACGCGCAAGAUCAUAUGUUCGAUGUCAUUACUAACUCUGUCGGAUUAGCUGCUGCUGUUCUAGCUGUCAAGUACGCAUGGUGGAUCGAUCCAACCGGAGCUAUUAUCAUUGCGUUAUAUACAAUAAACACAUGGACGAAGACAGUGAUUGAGAAUGUUUGGUCACUCAUCGGAAGAACAGCGCCACCCGAUUUCUUGGCAAAGCUAACAUACCUUAUAUGGAAUCACCACGAACAAAUCAAGCACAUAGAUACUGUUAGAGCAUACACGUUUGGCGCACAUUACUUUGUGGAAGUCGACAUUGUUUUGCCGGAAGACAUGCUUCUGAACCAAGCACACAACAUCGGCGAAACACUUCAAGAGAAACUAGAACAGCUUCCAGAUGUUGAAAGAGCUUUUGUGCACAUUGAUUUUGAGUUCACUCAUAGACCUGAGCAUAAGAUAUCAGUAUGA